AUGACCGAGGUGGCUGCUAGGAAAGAGCCGAUACCGGCUUGUCUUUGGGGGAACCUUUCACGCUCCCCAGUUGCUAUCUCCAGCAACUCGCGGUGCAAAUCCGACCGGGCGCGAGUUGCUAAACGUGCGCCGCAGUUGCCGAACUUGAAGAUUUGGCAACUCGGAUGGCAACCUGCGGUGGAGAUGCUCUAA
Molecule: messenger RNA, 192 nt
Organism: Puccinia graminis f. sp. tritici CRL 75-36-700-3
Lineage: Eukaryota; Fungi; Basidiomycota; Pucciniomycetes; Pucciniales; Pucciniaceae
Exons: 1
Coding region: 1-192 (63 amino acids)
Source: RefSeq, a predicted model, not a curated record